AAAAAUGAUUUUAGAAGUAUUCGAAUUUCUCGUUCACGCUCUAUAUUUGGCUCUAGGUUACUUGAUUCCAAUUUCAAUGGGAGCUGUAGCUUAUGCAUCAAAUGACAAAACAAAGAUGAGCAGAUGGUUGAUACAUUUUUUGCUCAUCCAUAUUUUGAAUCAGACUUUGUUUCCAAUUCUGGCAUUUAUUGGAUUGUGUAUUAAAAAUUAGUAACGAUUUCAUAGAGACAUUGAAUGACACUAUAGGUGUUUGCAUAUUGAUAUUGCCAACAUAUGUUUCAUUUGAGACAUUGGAACAAUUAGUUGAGAAUAAUUAUGUAAUAUGAAUAAAUAAAAGAUAGAAUAACAUACUUGCCCCAAAAAUGGAAAUUCUUAGAUAAAUGGCCUAUGUAGGAUUAUAAAAAUUAAAUUUAUUAUGAUUAUGUAUUGUUAAAUAUAAAAUGAAC
This is a messenger RNA of Paramecium octaurelia, 446 nucleotides long. NCBI's taxonomy places the organism in Eukaryota, Ciliophora, Oligohymenophorea, Peniculida, Parameciidae. The record is from the annotation of a GenBank genome assembly.